AUGAGGAACAAGACAAACAUUAACAAGAAAGUCUUCUUAGCCGAGUCCCUUGAAGAACUACACUUGUGCCAAUGCAGGGUGAGCCCAGUCGAGAGCGUUCGGUUCAAAUGUCUACGCAAACUCACCGUCGAACAGGUCCAAGUUGAUGACCGCACUUUCGAGACGAUAAUGUUGGGCUGCCCUUUGCUCAGGAGCCUGGUCCUUAAGAGUUGUUGGGAGUUGAGAAACUUUAGGCUGAGCGAGGCGGCAUCGCCUAGGCUCAAGCACUUUGUAUUGUGUCAUACCAAGAGGAUCGAAGGGCGUAGCAUCGAAAUCGAUGUCCUAAAUAUCGAGACGGUCAAUAUCGCAGGCCCAUGGAUUUGGUCUCACCGCCAAAGCACAUUAUUGUUCUCCCCUCUCACGAGUUUGCGUCUCUAUGAUGUGAUCAUGUCGAGCAAGUCGUUCGACUGGUUAUCGUUCAGCUGCCCGGCUCUUGUGAGCUUGGCACUACAGUAUUGCUCCGGUUUCGAGGAAUUCCAUCUUGAAAGUAAUUCAGUUAAGUACUUGCACAUCUGGACCAAAGAAAUAUUGCUUAAAAGAAUUACGAUUUGUGUCCCGAACAUUGUCAAAUUUAAUUUCAAUGCCGAUAUUCUCCAGGUGCCGGACACAUUCUCUUUCACGACCACUACUUCCAAGGAGUGGUCCUCAAAAGUAUUCCUCUAUUCUUCACGUGAGGAAGAUCCUGAUUUUGAUGUCACUUCAUGGUUCCCUAAGCUGAGACGAUUGCUCAAGGCACUAAGUGGGUCUCAAAUUUAUCUGUCUCUGCAGAUGAACGGCGACCCUCAGAAUGUGCCCUGUAGUGCUGUUGUCAGUAACGAGCUGCCUGUGGUGGUGUGGAUCUUGGAUUUUACUACUUAUAAAUGUCGCACGGUGUCUUGGUACUCGGGCUUCACCAAUGUUUUGUUUCGUGUUUGUCAACCAAGUCAUAUAUGGGGUUGUAGUCUCGUGAACAAGUCAACCAAUAACUACAAGCUCUCAGAGUUUUAG
Striga hermonthica is the source of this 1026-nucleotide messenger RNA. NCBI's taxonomy places the organism in Eukaryota, Viridiplantae, Streptophyta, Magnoliopsida, Lamiales, Orobanchaceae. The record is from the annotation of a GenBank genome assembly.